AUGCCAUCGUCACCACCGACGCCACCGCCACCGCCACCGGCACCUUCGCCGCCACCACCGCCACCGCCACCGCCAACUUCGCCACCGCCACCGCCAACUUCGCCGCCACCACCGCCACCGCCACCGGCACCUUCGCCACCGCCACCGCCACCGCCACCGCCACCGCCAACUUCGCCGCCACCACCGCCACCGGCACCGCCACCGCCACCUCCAACACCACCGGUUCCUUGGUCUUCUGGCAUUUGCCCGAGUGUUGCAUCCUGGCAUCGUGAUACCGCAGCAAGUUCUGUCGCUUCUGGACUUCGGCGCCUCCGGGACAUUUCCAUUCACCUGGAAAACUGUAUCCCAACGCCGUCAUCAGUUGGCCCAUUGGAUACCGGUCAACCGCAAGUGGUUACUGAUCGCUGGAGUCGUAGAUUGCAACUGCCUUCACUCCAGUUUGCAUUUCUACAUCAAGACGGUUUUCUCAAAGCUAUAUCACUGUUACAUGCCCUGUUUCGUCACUCUUCAGCAACGUCUUUUAACCUCUGCUUGGUGUUCGUUGAUAUCUCGAAAGCGUUUGAUUCGCUUUCGCACGACAUAAUCAUCAGAUCUGCUGAAAUAUUUGGAGCAUCUUCAGGCUUAGUGGUCAACAAUUCUGCAUUUGGCAAGAUUGUUUGGGAUCCCAGCCUUCCGGUCCGAGCCCAUGGUUCAUGCGUAAACACCAAGGAGGAGCUGGUGGCUGCUUGGAGUGAUAGUCUGCACAACAGAGCUGACCAUCGUGGUUUACGAGAGUUGGCCGCUUGGCCUCUUUCUAAUCCAUGGCUUGUAUUUUUAGAACGAGUGCCUCCUCAGAUAUUUAUCCGUGGUAUCCGGCUCCGAUGCAAGUUGCUCAGAAUGAGACAUCUGAAAGCCAGACAAGUUAAACGUGAGUGUCACUUCAACGAGAAAUCCGAGUCCUAUGAACAAAGCUAUGAGUGGUCUAGGAGAAAGAAUCGCACAGAACCAACAGCUACGUUCCCGCUGCGACGCAAAUCAUUCUGUUUGGCAACAAAUGCCUCCGAUGAGAAGUCCGGGCUGACUGUGAAUGACAGAGGCAUGAUUUUGACUGUUGGUUGGAAAAACGUCUCUGCCUUGGACACACGCAUUUUCGGUGGGAGUGGAUGGGAGUCGCUAGAGUCGAAGCACUAUUGUAUCAUAUUUUGGGAUGUCCUCAUUUCUGGCGGGAUCAAAGAUGCUAGCAAGAGCGUUAAAGAGUCGAAUGAAAACCAUCACUUUUUGGAUUAUUCUUCUCCAGAUUUGAGCUUGUUCAAGAGGCUCCAGUGUGUACCAGCGGUCCAUCAACAACUUCACUGGGCCCGACGCAAGCCAGUUAGAGCCCGCUGA
Molecule: messenger RNA, 1365 nt
Organism: Opisthorchis viverrini
Lineage: Eukaryota; Metazoa; Platyhelminthes; Trematoda; Opisthorchiida; Opisthorchiidae
Exons: 7
Coding region: 1-1365 (454 amino acids)
Source: RefSeq, a predicted model, not a curated record